Drosophila suzukii is the source of this 1673-nucleotide messenger RNA. Lineage: Eukaryota; Metazoa; Arthropoda; Insecta; Diptera; Drosophilidae. The record is from RefSeq and is a predicted model, not a curated record.
AGAUUUGCGCACAUUGUUUUAACGUUUUAACGCGACGAGAUGGAGGAAAAGGUCCAGCCGAAAUUCGUCUUACCGUCCCCUAAAUUCGACAAGCCCAAUGGAGCUAGUAAGGCCAACCAUCUGUACCUGACCCCCAGUGGGAUGACCCUGCUGCCGAGGGCCAAACAACCGCCGCCCAUGUACGGCGCACGAGGAUCAACAGUGCCUGCCAAGUAUCUCGCCCAGGAAAACUUUAAAGCGCAGAGCAGUGCAGUCAGUGUGCCGGAGUCCCCACCGGUAUACCACUCUCCUCCACGCCCGGAGUUCUGCCACACGUGUGGCAUGGAGUUGGCCAAUGCCCAGGACAUGAGGCGCCAUCUGGAGCAGCACGAGUCCUGUCCCGCUGAUGACUGCGACUUUGCUGCUCUGCACAAUAUCCUGGAACGUCAUAUUGAAGCCAAUCACAUCACGGGUGCUUACAAAAAGGUCAAGAAGGUGUGGACAGGAGAAUUGGCUGCUUGGAGGGCAGAAAGGAGGAAAAGAUUUCCCACUGCGACGAACGUUGAGCUGGCCAGAUUGGCAAAGGAGCAGAGAUUAAAGCGAGGAGAGCGUCUGGAGGCCUCUAAGUCGCGCUUUGGAAAUCGGGAAGAUCGCCAGAGGACGCGACCCAAAGGAGAUCACAAGGAGCGCUUCGAUCCCAAAAACAAAAGGAAAAGGGGAGUUAAGGAAAAGAAGAAACCUGAAGGAAGUACAAACAAAAUUAGUGAUAAAUCAAAGAAAACUAAAGAAGUAAAUAAGGCAACUGAAGAAAUUAAAAAUGGCAAAUUCCGUGGAACAGGAUCAAUGAAGGACUACCAGCGUGAAGCCAAAGUUCAACAGAAGGACAAUGCUUUGUUUGGCCUGCUUGGAAUGUAUGGAUCAGAUAGUGAAGAGGAAAGUGAAGCAGAGUGUGAGGAUCAGGAUCAGAAUAAGGAAGAAAAUGAUAUACCAGAUGCACAAACUGAACCUCCCGAGCGCACGGAAGAGGGUUCUGGUCAUGAUGAACUGACACACAAGUUAGAGUCCAAUGUUGCCAUAGAAGUUUUAGGCGCUGUGGUUUGUCAAGACGAUUCAAAUAAGGAAGUGCACACAUGUGACGACCCAGUACAAAAUAUCGAAAAGUCCCCCCUGGACGACACCUCCAUAGAAGAGCGCUGUAAUCCAGUAUCUUCUUCCAUCUUAGAAUCACUUUCUGUUACCAGGGAAGAUGCUGGCUCCUCUGACGAAGCUCCAGAUGAAGAGCCCUUCCAGCGAACAACGGAAACCAUAAGGGAAGCAACUCCUCCUAAGGCUGAACCAAAGGAGUGUAAGCCCAAAACUGCACCCAAACGAGCUGCUCCAAAGCGAAUUUAUGGCUUAAACUACAAGAAGGCUCGCAAGCAAACCCAGCAGAACACCAUGUUAUCCAAACUUCUGGAAUCGGAAAUUCGACAUGAACGGAAUGUUCUACUGCAGUGCGUGAGACACGUGUGCGAAAGGAAUUUCUUUGGCAUUGGAAAAACUAAAGAAAAAGAAAUCCUAGUUUCAGCUUGCGAUAAAGAUGAAGAGAAGCUGGAUCCUAUUUGUGAUAAAUCCGUAUAUAUAUCACCGGAUGCAUUAUAACUAUAGAUACUAAAAUAAGUGAAUAAAGUUUAGAGAUUUAGCCCAAACUAUUA